AUGCAAUUUACUCCAAAAGUAAAUGAGUUCAACUAUGAAAGACCUACGAUAAAAAUUUAUAAACUAAGUUAACAGGUAGUAUUAAAUAGAGCUGUUUCUGAGUAAAAAUUGAGAAAAUCUAGAGCAGUUUCAGAUAUGUAAAAUUAUUCUUCAAAGCAGAUUGAUUUUAAAGAAGAAAUGAAAAAGCUUGAGAUAAUUUAAAAACCAUAAGAGCUAAAAAGAGAAAUAUUUAAAUAAAUAAAAUAAACUUGUCAAGAGUUUAGAAAUGUUGAAAGGGAAAGAGAUGGAUCAUUAUGGGUGAAAUCAUAUUGUACAAAUGAAAAAAUUAAAAUAAGUAAAUUAUAUUAAGGUAUUAAAAAUACACAAACAAUUGAUUAUAAAAAUUUUAAUUAAAGAAGAAAUAGUAAUGCAUAUAUAAAACCUAAAAAGAAAACAGUUGAAAUUCUUUAAUCUUGUUAGUAAUAAAAUAGUAAACCAAGAACUUAAUAAUUAAGAUUGAGAUUAAAGAGUAAAAAUGUAUUUUAAGAUACUAAUUAAUAAAAUGGAUAUUACACAGCGAGAGAAUGUUAAUAGAAUUUAGUAACCUAGUAAUUAAAUAAUGAUACAACAAAAAUUAAAAAAGAAGUAGUAAAUGAUAAAGAUAUGGGAGUCUUUGAUGAAAUGUUGAAAUUUUACAAUUAAGAAAGGAUUGUUACUAUAACACAAGACAUAAUGCGUAGAAAAGUUGAUUUCAAAAAAAUAUAAAAUGAGUUAAAAAGGACUCUAUAAUAUAUUAGUAGAUUAAAUUUGGAUAUUUAUUAGGCAUUUAGUGAUAAAGUGAUAAGUACUAAACCAUUCUAAAAAAAGCAUUCUUAUGAAUUUAUUUAAGCUGCAAAGUAAGGAAAAGAAUGGGAAGUAAAAGAGUUUAUAAAAGAUAACAAAUAUUUGGUUUACGAUUUUGAUUAUGUAAGUGUGAUUCAAAACACUUAUAGAUUUACAUGACGGCUUUACAUUGGGCUUGUAAGAGAGAGCAUUUUGAAAUUGUUAAGCUAUUAAUAGAAAAUGGUGCUGAUAUUGAAUUUUAAGAUAUCAUAGGAAGACCAACACUAUAUUUUGCUAUUAUAGGUGGAGAUCCUAAAAUUGUGAAAUAUAUUUUAGAUAAAAAGGCAGAUCCUUGGUCAACAGCUGCUGUAAAUUACAAUUAAUUAUGUAUGGAAUACAAUCCUUCUCUUUUAUAAUUAAUUGCACAAGCAAGAAAGGCUCAUAUCACUUUAAAAAUGACACCUCCAUUAUAAAGAGAAACAAUUUGGAAAAUAUUAAGAAGAUGA
Molecule: messenger RNA, 1307 nt
Organism: Paramecium sonneborni
Lineage: Eukaryota; Ciliophora; Oligohymenophorea; Peniculida; Parameciidae
Source: the annotation of a GenBank genome assembly